AUGAUCGCGUAACAGAAAGUAGGUCGGGUUACUCUCUAAAGAAGGCCUUGACAUUUAUUGUUUAUAUUUGAUAUUUUACACAAUAGAUGCAAGGUUUCUUGUCGUGAUUUUUUGCAGUUUAAAUUUCGACGUUACAUUUUACAAACAUUCGUGGCCAUUAGGACCUGGAGUUUUAAAGUUUUGAAGCGAAAGUUUCUAGUGACACGUCUGCCGUUCAUGAUUGCUCUAUAUAGUUCAGGACAUUUACGUUGUAUAACAUUGGAGACAGCAGGGACCAGUUAAUGAUAGAACUGGAUAUACAACCAUUGUUCUGUAUUGAAUUAUGUCGCUGGCGUUAAGAUGUGGGGUAAGAAAUAGUGUCCGAGCUUUGUCCAGGAAAUCCAGCAGAUCCCUGACCUCAGGCUCUACAAGUGGAGUAUCUCAGCAGUUUGAAAGGAAAGUUUUAAGUCAACUUCAGCGAUGCCAGGAACAAAGCAGGAUAUUUCAUGUGGCUUCAUCUCUCCAGUCUAAGACAGGGGGUGAGAAUGGAGGGGAGACAGGGGGAUCAGACCAGGGCACCGGGGGAGAGGAGGGAAGAGUCAGACCCUGUUCAAACUGUGGAGGUGCUCUCCACAUUGACUCCAGUGUGAUGAUCAAUGGAUUUGUAAAGUGUGACAGCUGUAAACAAAUGAUUAUGGUGUCUGAGGAGGAAGUAGAUCAAGAGUUUCUCAGUACAGAGGAAGAGGACAAGGGCUAUAUCCCCACUCCAAAGGAGAUUCACAGAUUUCUAGAUGAGCAUGUGAUAGGUCAGGAAAUGGCCAAGAAGAGCCUGGCCGUGGCUUCGUACAACCACUAUAAGAGGGUUAAAUGGGCAAAGAGCAGCAGUCAAACCACCCAGCCAAAGGCCAAACUUGGCGAAAAUCUGUUUGCAGAGUCCCUGGAGGCUGCUAUCAGAGGGCAUGCAUCCAGUGCCUUGGGGUUUAAUUCUCAUCAGAAGGAGGAAAGUGACCCCCCAUUGAUGUCUCCCGAGGACGACUCCAAACAGAUCACGUUACAGAAGAGUAAUGUGUUAAUGCUGGGGCCCACUGGAUCAGGUAAAACUCUGUUGGUGAAGAAGUUAGCCGAGUGCCUGGAUGUUCCUUUCGCGAUGUGCGACUGUACGUCUAUCACUGCCGCUGGUUACGUCGGAGAAGACGUAGAAUCCGUGAUCUACAGACUGCUGGAUAACUCCGACUUCGAUGUGGACAAAUGUCAACAAGGCAUUGUUUACCUUGAUGAGGUUGACAAGAUCCGAAGUAUUGUACCGGGUAAUUCUAGGAACGUUAACUCCUCCCGGGACGUGGGAGGAGAGGGCGUACAACAGGCUUUCCUGAAGCUCCUUGAGUCCAACGUCGUUAACGUGACAGAAAAAAUGGGGAAGCGAAAUGCACACGAAACCACCUACCAAGUGGACACCACUAACAUUCUAUUUAUAGCCUCAGGGGCAUUUACUGGUAUCACAGAUAUUAUUCGUAACAGAACUAAUCAAAAGAGUUUAGGCUUUGGUACUCCGGAGGAUGAAUCCAUUCUGAUGGAAAAUGAGGACAAAAAACUGUCUGACAUAGAACAGUUAAAUGUGAAAUAUGACCAGCUUCUGGGCGAGGUGGAGACCACCGAUGUAGUGAAGUUUGGACUGAUUCCAGAAUUUGUAGGGCGGUUCCACAUUGUGGUGCCGUUGCACAGCUUAAGUGAGGACCACCUAAUGAAAAUCCUGACAGAAACCAAGAACUCUCUUAUUGCACAGAAGGAAUUUCUUUUAGCCUAUGAUGAGUGUCAGCUGAUAUUUACAGACAGUGGUCUGAGGGCCAUAGCACAGAAAGCCUUAAAGAAGAAGACUGGUGCCCGAGGAAUACAUCAUAUACUAACCCAUAACAAUGAAGUCGAAGGGGACUUUAGGAGGAAGUGUUGCUGACGCCUAUGUAUGAAAUACCCAGCAUGCCUGAUGUGGAGAAAGUGAUAAUUACUGCAGACACAGUCAACAAGAAGGAACCCCCUACCUAUAUACGACGACCAAACAUAGAGGAACCAGUCCAGAGGCCUAUCCAGGCCAGCGGCUUAGCAUGAUGUGAUGUUCAGCGUAAUACUGGGUCCGUUUUUUGUCGGAUCUAUUGUUAAGAAAGUUGCUACAAUGUUGUGGCUGGUGGUUCUAGUGAGAAUGUAGACUAGUGAUUCAUUUGAGAUGAAUUUAUGGAAGAGUGUGUACCCUGAAACUCUGGAGAGUGAGGAAGAAGCUGGGAGUGUGUGGACUGUAUUGUUCUGUGUAAUUAAUCAUUAUACACAAUGUCCACAACGAUGUGAUUCAUCUUUCCUCUGAUUUAAAUGUUAUCAAUUGUAUUGCCGGUUAUAAACAAUUCCAGUGUUGGAAAGCAGUUUGAAGUAAAACCCAUUAUUUAAAAUCGGUGCACCUUCUGUUGAACUCAGUCAACUAGCCACGUGGACACAGGAGCCCCUUCUUGGAUGGACUUCUUAGUAAUACGUCUUAUUGUUUUAAAAUGGCAUUUCGUUUUUGUUAUUAUUGAAUUGGAAAGAUGUUUCAAGUACAAUUAAGAAUGGUGAAUUUUAUGUAAUAGUUCAUUACUUACAGAAAAAAAAAUAAAAUCCACUUUUUUCAUCCCUAAGGUAGAAAUACUCUUUUUAAAUUAUGAUGUGAACAGAAAAGUACAGGAUAGAUGUUUAGAUUGUUUGUAUUAUGGAGAUAUGAAACAAUGUAUGUAUUUGGGCAUUUUGUAGGAUUCGUAAAACUGGCUUGGAUUUCUCAACCAAAAAAAAAAAAAAAAAAUCCGACUUUUUUAAAAUUUUAGUUUUCUGAGUUUAUGUAUUCUUUUAUUUGAGUUUAUGUAUUCUUUUAUUUGAGCAGUCAAAAUUUGAGUAAAAUAUCAGACUGAAGUCCAAGUUUUUACAAUUUUUAAAAAAAUAUAUUUUUUUUUAAAUCCAUUUAUGCAGAAAUUACCCCCACUUUCCAAUGUUUUCAUAUCCCCAUAACAGAAUAACCCAAACACUCUCUGUAUUUUGAAGUUUAUAAUCAACAAGUCGGUGGGUUUUUUUUUAUCUAGAAAUACAUACAUUAAAACAGCAUUAUUACUGACCAACGUUCAUAUCAAAUGCAAACAUUUAGUUGUGUGUGAAAAUUUAUACAUAUCUUUCCUCAUCAAUUCUUGAAAACCUGACUGAAAUUAAUAUUAAUUUAAGUACAUUGCACUUUUGAAAUUUGUUAAAUGAUUUGUAAACACCAGAAAAUGGAAUAAUUUAUUUUGUUUUAUAUGUGUUUUUACAUGAUAUUAAAAGAUGCUUGGAUUAA
Molecule: messenger RNA, 3316 nt
Organism: Ostrea edulis (European flat oyster)
Lineage: Eukaryota; Metazoa; Mollusca; Bivalvia; Ostreida; Ostreidae
Product: ATP-dependent Clp protease ATP-binding subunit ClpX-like
Exons: 11
Coding region: 323-1930 (535 amino acids)
Biological process (GO): protein catabolic process; protein folding; proteolysis
Cellular component (GO): mitochondrial matrix
Molecular function (GO): ATP hydrolysis activity; ATP-dependent protein folding chaperone; ATP binding
Source: RefSeq, a predicted model, not a curated record